AGUACAAAUUUAGAAACUUUUAUGGAGAGCUAGCAGGUCAUCAUUUCAUUUCACGAACUGAUCUGUUAUAAAUUUCUCAAGUAAAGCUCCAUUGCUUGGAAGAUCUUUUGGCAUAAAAAAUACAAAGGAUGUCAAACUUGGGACAAUUUGACUGCGAUUUUUACCAAUCUAAUUAUACUAUUGAUAAUCCGGAGCAGAGUUCUGAAGAUUCUAAUACGUAUGCAUAUGUUUAUGGAUCUAGAAAACCACCAGCCAGCGAGCAGCCUCCGCCUGCCUUUGUCCCAGCAGAGAUGCUCACGUCAUCAGGUUACGAGGGACAAUAUUUUCAGCCAGCAUCCAACCCGGAUUAUUAUUCACAAUCGUCUUACACUGACAGUUUUGAGGAAGAGCCUCCUUUGCUAGAAGAACUUGGAAUUAAUUUUGAUCACAUAUGGCAAAAAACCUUGACCGUGUUAAACCCGCUGAAGCCAGCAGAUGGCAGCAUUAUGAAUGAAACGGACCUCACUGGGCCUAUCCUGUUUUGUAUCGCUCUGGGAGCCACCUUGCUUCUGGCAGGAAAAGUUCAGUUCGGUUAUGUGUAUGGCAUGAGUGCCAUAGGUUGCCUGGGGAUUCACACCUUACUAAACUUGAUGAGCUCUUCCGGGGCAUCUUACGGCUGCGUGGCCAGCGUCCUGGGCUACUGCCUGCUCCCCAUGGUCAUCCUGUCCAGCUGCGCCAUCUUCUUUUCACUGCAGGGCACCUUCGGAACUGUGUUGGCACUGUUCAUUAUUGGCUGGUGUAGUCUCUCGGCUUCCAAAAUCUUCAGUUCAGCCUUGGGCAUGGAAGGGCAACAGCUUCUCAUUGCCUACCCUUGUGGCUUACUUUACGGACUUUUUGCCCUCCUAACAGUUUUCUGAAGAGUAUUUGAGAUGGCGUUUCAAGAUUCUAUUUGUUUCCUGUUCAUAUUAUCCUGGAAAUGUGUUAGCAUUCAAAUUCGGUAAUAUGAUUUCUGCUUUAUUGCUGUUGAGAGAAUAAUAAGCAAAGAGACAAAACAGCACUUAAGGCUGGUACUUUAAUAACUUGUUUGGUUUGAAUGAUGUUUUGCUUUUUGGUUUGGUGCAUUAAAACAUUUUAAAAUGCUUUAAAAUCAAAGGGGAUAUAGUCGUUGUACUGAUGCUGUACCCUCCUUUUCUCAAUGGAUCUAUUUUUAAGAAAUUGUAAGUAAAUAAAAUCAUAUGAUGACUGUGUAAAGUAAAGCAAUGUUGAGCCUUUUGAGAAAUCUUCAUGACAAUUCAAACUACGUUACUGGUUAAGGUCACCCUGUCUAGCACCUUUAAAGAAUUGCAGGGGAGGGUUAUAUAUGGUUUAAUUUACUUGAGAGCUCAAAGAACCUCCUGUUUUUCAGUUCAUUUACUAUAACAUCUGUUCUUUUGUCCUGUUUGAACAAUGCAUUAACUCAUCACUUUUCAAGGCUUCUUUCUAGGUUUAGAUGCCAUGGUUCAUAAUUAAAAUGUCUUUAUUUCCUAUGUCCUCAGUAACCUUACCGUUUGCUUUCUAAACAACCACAUGUGGUGAGAGGGAAGCCCACUUGUUUCAUUUUAAUAUUACUAUAUCUUAAAUGGCUCCACAGUUCUGCCUUUUGAAUCCUACGACAUUAUCCUACUGAACUUGUUUUCAUAACUUGCGAGAUGAUUAUAUCACACCACUCCUUCACUGCUCAAGUCUCCAAUACUCUUCCCAUAUUUCUCACUGUUGGUUGAUGAUCUCUCUUUAAAUUUUAUUGAAAAGAAGGAAAGUACUGCAUCUUCCCACCAACAGAAUAUGUAUAUGCAUGUAUGUGUGUGCAUGCACACACACACACACGCGCGCGCGCGAGUAUUCUGCAUUCCCUCCUGACACUGUCUCUUCUCUUCACAGCCGGACUGUCCACCUAUAUAAAUAAUAUUUUCCUCUUGAUCUGUGUAAAUUCUGAUCCCAGUUCCAAAGUGUAGGGUUUUUUUCCCCCACACCACCAAGCAAUGCUUCAAUACCAGCUGGACACCUUCCAAUUUGAUUCAGUUCUGAUACUGUCUACCUGGUUAUAGUUCAGACCUCACCGGUUAAGGACUCAGUCCACAAGGCUGCUCCUGGCCCCCAUUUCAGAUGCCAGUUGCAAGUCCAGGCUGUUACCUGUACUUCUGACCAACCAGUUAUAGACUGAAAGUUCCUAUGACCUCUUCCUUGGCUUUAGUUAAUUUGUUAGGGCAGCUCAUAGAACUCAGAGAAACAUUUUACUUAACUAGAUUGCCAGUUUAUUAUAAAAGGAUAUAACUGAAGGACAGCCUGAAGGAAGAGAUGCAAAUUAUGGAAAAAGGACACACAGCUCCCUUGCCCUUUCUAGGUACGUCUUUCUCCUAGUAACUCCCUAUGCUCACCAAUCCAGAAGCUUCCUGGUCCUUUUGAGUUUUUAUGGAGGGUUACCUAAGCAUUAUUGAUUAAAUCAUUGGCCACUGCUGCCUGAAUUCAACCCCCAGCCUCUCUUUCCUUCCAGGAAGUUGGGGAGUGGGACUGGAAGUUCAACUUUUGGUUCCCUUGGCAUCCAGCCCCCAGCCUUAAGGGUUUUCCCGAAGUCACCUCAUUAACAUCAUACAAAAGAAAACGUUAGGAAAUGUCAAGGGUUUUAGGAGUUUUGAACCAGAAAUAGGAGUGAAGACCGAAUGAAUGUGUAUUUCAUCUUAUAAAUCAGAGUAUCACACCUGUCACUCAUAAUCAGAACAUAAACAUAUUUCAUUAUCUCUUAUCUUAAAAUAAAAAUCCUUUGAUUCAUCGUCACUCUCCAGUGAGGGCCCAUUUCUGUCCCCAAAAUCUUUGAAACAGGUGUCUCUUGUCUCUGCCUCCACUUUAUCACUACUUAUUGUCUUUCUGUUACUGUCCAGCCAAGAUUCAUUACCCUGUAAUGAAUCGAGGCCUCCUUUGUCAAAUCAGCAAUAACCCACAUCUGGCUAAGUCCAACGGUCAAGUCUCAACCAUGCAUUUUAUUUGAACAUUUUGUUUGAAUUAUUAAUCACCCUCCUCACCAACCCCUGUGCUGAAGCCCUUCACUAGACUUCUGGGACAUCACCCAUUCUUUUUUUUUUUUUCCAGUCUCACUGAAAGUCUCAAUUCUUUGAGUGGGCUUUCUUCCUUUUCUCAAUCUUAAAUCUCUUCUGUAUAUACCCACUUACUAGAUGAGCUCAUUUAAUUGCAUAGCUUUAAAAUCUAAUGGCUCCUAAAUUUCCAUCCAUCCAGCAAUCUCCCCUAAGCUCUGAACAUGAGCCACAAGCCAUCCAAGUGCUCAGUCUAAAAACUAGUAGUCUGUUUUCAUCACUGUUACUGUUACUUCCAACGUCUAAUUCAUCAGAACAUCCUGUUGACACUGUAAUCAAAAUGUAUCUGAAAUUUGACUAUGUCUCAUGAGCUCAUUCCCUGCCAAAGUUACUUCAAGCCAUUAUCAUCUGAUAUCUAACUGAAGCAAUCUUCUUACUGGUUUCCAGCUUCCACUUUCCCCCCAGUAGGCUUUUCUACACACAGAAUCUUCAUGAUCCUUUAAAAGUGUAAAUCAGUUGUGUUAUCUCGAGUCCAGGGCCCUUCAAUGGCUUUUAUUCAUAUUUACAAUAGAAUUCAACUACCUCUUCAUAGUUCAGAAGCUUAUUAUUCAAAGACUGGUCCUCAGAACAACAGCAAUAAAAUCCUCUGGAAGAUUGUUAGAAAUUCAGAAUCCCAACCCCUGCCCCAGACCAACUGAGCCAGAGUGUGUGUUUUAACAAGAUCCUAGAUGAUUUGUAUGCGUAACAAAUCUCGAAAAGCACUAGUGGAGAGAAGAAGGCCUUGACUCAACGAUCUGACCACGAUUUGCCUUCCUGACCUCAUCCAUCGCCUGCCUCUCUCUCCCCUGUUCCCUGGUUUUAUUGCUACUUCUUAGACCACCAAGUUUAUCCACCUCAAGAUCUUUAUAACCAUUCAGUCUACCCGCAAUAUUCUCCCUUCACAUCUUUCAUAUCGUUCAGGUCUCUCUUCAUAUUUUACCUCCUUAGAGAGACCUUUACUGGUUAUUCUUUCGGAAACAGUACCCAGUACCCCUCCUUGCUUUGCUCGGUCUAUCGUCUUACCUUCCCAGAGGUCUUAUAAUUAGCUGAACUUACGUUAUUUGUUUCUUUGUUUUCUUUCUUUAAACACUUCAAGGCCAGAGGCCUUGUCUAUCUACAACAGUUCCUGACAAAAAAUAGCAGAUUAAUACAUAAUUACUGAAUGAAUGCAUGAAUAAGACUGUGGUUUGAUACUGAUUAUUGUAGUAAACAAGACAACCAAGGUGACAACCUAAUAGAAAUGGCAGUGGCAAUGGGGGGGGCAGUAGACAAUAAACAAGUAAACAGUAAAUAAACAAGACAAUCACAAAUGAAUGAGAAGAACACUAAGGUAGGAAUGUUAGAAAAGAAGGCAGGUCUUGAGUAAAUGCUGGACUUCUGUAGUUUAUAACCCAUUAAUGGGCCUCUUAGUGAAGCAUGGAAUUCUCUUAAAAUCUUAUUCUAGUUAGACUGAGAUAGUCCUACUGACUCUUUGUUUAAGAGACAUGAAGCACCAAUGUUGUUUGUUUAAGUGAUUUAUUUAUAAAAUCAUCCUAUUGCUUAGCUAUGCAUUUACAUGAUAGACUUAAAAUUUUUACCUUUCUAAAGUGCUUUUACUGAAAUAAAUUAUAGGUAAAAAUUGCUCUAAAUUCAGGAUGUAAGUUGACAUUUUCUAUGCAUAGAAAUAGUCAUAACAGAAAAGGUUUGAUGUUUUUAGUAUGAAAAAUUAUAACCUCCAUAUAAAUAUCCACAUAAACAAAGUACUAAAUAUUUCAUAAGAGCAACACAUAAGAAUAAAUUCCAUUUAAUAGUUCCUAAUGGCAAAAUCAUGAAAUACAUAAGAAUUAAUGUAAAAAUAAAUAUAGAUGAUCUCUAUGAAAAUAAUUACAAAAUACUAGAUUCACUUUUUAGGAAGGCUAGAAUAUGCAGAUGGGUAUACUAUACCCCAGGAUAAGAAAUUGAAUUUUAUAGAAGAAUAUACCCAACAUAAAUGUAUAGGUUUAAUAUAAUUCCAAUUAAAAUUCCAGAAGUAUUUUUCUUAGAAGUUGAAGAAGUGAUUUUAAGGUUAAUCUGAAAAGAAUAAGCAAAUACAUAGCCAUGAAAAAUCAGAAGUAAUCUAAAAUUUUGUUACAAUAGGCAGUGAGUCAAUUAUUUUUCAUAUCUAUGGUCAAAUGUUCGGUAAUGACAGAAAAAUAAUUUUGAAGAAUCAUGAAAAAAUACAUGUAUUAAAUUCUCAUAAGUUUGAUAUUUAGGGAGGACUUACUAUGGGUUGACCUGGAUGGUUUAUAUUAUUAACUCACUUAAUUUCCACAGUAACUUUAUGAGGUAUUCUUAUCAUUACAUCCAUUUUACAGAUGAGGUUACUGGGUUACUAAAAGGCAAAAUUACUUGCUCAAGGUUAUUUAAUCCACAACCAGGAUUUGAAUCAGGGAAGCCUGACUCCAAAGUCCAUAACCACAACCAUAAGCACAACAUAACACUGUCUUUUACUGAGCAAAACCCCUCAUUACAUCUUCAGGGCCACCAACA
Mustela erminea (ermine) is the source of this 5591-nucleotide messenger RNA. It is a transcript of the gene YIPF7, whose product is annotated as Yip1 domain family member 7. Gene Ontology annotation, cellular component: membrane; trans-Golgi network. The record is from RefSeq and is a predicted model, not a curated record. NCBI's taxonomy places the organism in Eukaryota, Metazoa, Chordata, Mammalia, Carnivora, Mustelidae. Bases 129 to 896 code for a protein of 255 amino acids. The transcript is spliced from 6 exons. Gene Ontology annotation, biological process: endoplasmic reticulum to Golgi vesicle-mediated transport; vesicle fusion with Golgi apparatus.